Mobula hypostoma (lesser devil ray) is the source of this 3654-nucleotide messenger RNA. RefSeq names its product gastrula zinc finger protein XlCGF26.1-like. The transcript has a single exon. Lineage: Eukaryota; Metazoa; Chordata; Chondrichthyes; Myliobatiformes; Myliobatidae. Gene Ontology annotation, cellular component: nucleus. Bases 316 to 1992 code for a protein of 558 amino acids. Gene Ontology annotation, molecular function: DNA-binding transcription factor activity, RNA polymerase II-specific; RNA polymerase II transcription regulatory region sequence-specific DNA binding. The record is from RefSeq and is a predicted model, not a curated record. Gene Ontology annotation, biological process: regulation of transcription by RNA polymerase II.
AGAUCCGACAAUGAGAUUCCCAGCCGCAGGGCUGUCAGUGCGCAUGCGCCUUCUCUGUGCCGCAGUGCAUCCUGGGUCAGGCCAUUCGGGACCAUCAGCGGCAAGUGUCGGGUCCGUGUCCGGGUGGAGACGGUCGAGUAUCGAGACUGUCCCGGAGACGCGUCCCGCCGUGUCGCUGCAGCUCGGCCCCGAUCCAUCCCAGCUCCAGCCUCAGGUCAGCUUCAUCCGCGACCCGGGGCACAGCGCCCGAGCCAAAAUAAAACUGCAGGAGGCCGCGGCGGGGGGAUUGGGACUUUCAGCCGCAGUGUGUUCGGGAUGGAGGUAACAGAUUUACAAGCCUCCCCUCAGCCAACCCUGCCGGCACAAACUCCUGUCUCCACAGCCGUGAACCCCUAUCAGUGUCCAAACUGCGGGAAGUGCUUCAAACGAUCGUGUAACCUGAUAGAACACCAGCGGGUUCACACCGGGGAGAAGCCAUUCAACUGCCCUGACUGUGGGAAGGGCUUCACACAGUUAUCCAACAUGAUUACACACCAGCGGAUUCACAGCGGGGAGAAGCCUUUCAUCUGCUCCGAUUGCGGGAAGAGCUUCGCCUUCCACUCCAACUUCGUGGUCCACCUACGCUUCCACACCGGAGAGAAACCAUUCAUCUGCUCUGAGUGCGGGAAGGGGUUCACACAGUCAUCGGAACUGAUGAAGCACCAGCGGGUUCACACCGGGGAGAAGCCAUUCAACUGCCCUGACUGUGGGAAGGGCUUCACACAGUUAUCCAACAUGCUUACACACCAGCGAGUUCACAGCGGGGAGAGGCCUUUCAUCUGCUCUGAAUGUGGAAAGGGAUUCACACAAUUAUCCAACAUGUAUUCACACCAGCGACUUCACAGCGGGGAGAAGCCUUUCACCUGCCCUGACUGUGGGAAGGGCUUCACACGGUUAUCCAACAUGAUUACACACCAGCGAGUUCACAGUGGGGAGAGGCCUUUCAUCUGCUCUGAGUGUGGGAAGGGAUUCACCCAGUCAUCGCACCUAAUGACCCACCAGCGAAAACACACCGGGGAGAGGCCGUUCAUCUGCUCUGAGUGUGGUAAGGGAUUUAGCGAUUCCUGUUACCUGCUGAGCCACCAACAGCUCCACACCGGGGUGAAGCCUUACACAUGCCCCGACUGUGGGAAGGGGUUCACUCUUUCUUGUGAUUUGCUGAAACACCAGCGGAUCCACACCGAGGAGAGACCGUUCACCUGCUCUGACUGUGGGAAGGGCUUCACCCGUUCAUCGGAAGUUUUAAAGCACCAGCGUAUCCAUACUGGAGAGAAACCGUUCACCUGUUCAGAGUGUGGGAAGGGAUUUACUGAACAAUCUUACUUACUGAUACACCAGCGUGUUCACAGUGAAGAGAAACUGUUCACCUGCACUGAGUGUGGGAAGGGAUUCACUCAAAUAUUUUACCUGAAGAGACACCAGCGUGUUCACACGGGGGAGAAACCGUACGUCUGCUCUGAGUGUGGGAAGAGCUUUGCUCAGAUAAACAACCUGAAGUCUCACCAGCGAGUUCACACGGGGGAAAGGCCGUUCACCUGCUCUGAGUGUGGGAAGAGAUUUAUUCAGUCCUGUCACCUGACAACACACCAGCGAACUCAUACUGCGGAGAAACCGUUCAAAUGCUCAGAGUGUGGGAAGGCCUUCAAUCAAACAUCAUCCCUGGUCGCACACCAGCGAAUUCACACUGGGGAGAAACCUUUCAAAUGCACAGUGUGUGGGAAGGGAUUUAGUCAACGAUCUUACCUAGUGGUACACCAGCGAAUUCACACCGGAGAGAAACCGUUUAUCUGCUCGGAGUGUGGCAGGGGAUUCAAUCAACAAAUCAGCCUGAAGAAACACAAGCAAGUUCACACUCGGGAGAAGCUGCUCACCUGUUCUGAGUGUGGGAAGAGGUUCACUCGGUCAUCCAGCCUGGUGAAACACCAGCGAGUUCACACGAGAGACAAGGUUUGAAUACGUCACGUGUGGAAUAUAUAUCCACAUGCAGAGAGACCCUCUCAGGGUGAUGGAUUCUGCAGUUACUGCUGGGUCGGCGUGGGCUGUAUCAUUGUUACUUUUCUUGUAGUUUAACUUUCUUAUGCUUGUUUGUGUUUUUAUAUAUUUACGUCUAUACAUGGAAUUGUUCCAGUGUUUACAGUUGCAUUCAUUGAUAAAAUUGCAGAAUAGACAGGAGGGGAACUGGAAAAAAAAGUUUAAAAAGUCAAAAAAUGAAAAGAAGUACAGAGGGCAUCUGGAGUGAAUCGGGCAGAUGAAAUUAUGGCAACAAAGUUGAACACUGUAUCACAAACAUACAGGGUAUUUGAGAGAUGCAACCUCGGUGCUGUGAGAAAGAAAUGUUGUUCUGCAUGGAGAAGAUUGGGAGUGAUGGAGCAUUGAAUCAUAGACUGGUAGCCCCAACUGUGUUGCUUCCUUAUCUGGCUCAGCAGAUCCACCCCCCAGACAACAAUGAUCAGCAGCUUCUCCUGCACCCCUACUCCAUCUUUGCAUCUACAAGUGAACUACGUUACCAAGGUGUUGAGGUGCUCAAUGUACUGAUCAUAAUGGAGAAAAUUAACUAUUUUGUGAAAUUAACCCAAGAUGUGCCGUCUGCUUCCCAACAGGUUUCUGCCACUUGGAGUGAUCAAACACCCUGAUUCCUGCUGAGAUUCCCAUAAGGAACUACUGGGAGCUCAGUGAGAAGGGCCUGAACUAACGUUGUUAAUUACUAAUUCAGAUGUGAAAGUAAGUGAAUAAACGUGACUCACUGCAAAUAAGCUUAAUUAGUUCCUGAUGAAGACAAUAAGGUGCUGUGGUUAAUGUGCUGGAACAGUUAACAGGUGACACUUCGAAGGCCAUGUGGCCGGGAGUUCAGAAGCCUAAAGGCCUGGGGAAAGAAACUGUUCCUUAUCCUGACUGUCCUUGUUUUUAUGCGUCAUAGUCUCCUGCCUGAUGGUAGAAAGUCAAAGAGGAUGCUGGAUGGGUGGGUGGGAUCUUCAAUAAUAAUAAGGGCCCUGCGUAUACAGCGCUCCUGAUAAAUGUCCCGAUGGAUGGUGGGGAGACCCCUAUGAUCCUCUCAGCUGUUCUCACAGUCCCUUGUAGGGGCUUCUGGUCUGAUGCUCGACAGCUCCCAUAACAGUUGGAGAUGCAACUUGUCAGGACUCUCAAUCUCUCAUUGUGCUAUUUAUUUAUUUAGAGAUUCCUCACGGAUUAUACCCCUCUGGGUCUUUGAGCCACAAUGCCAGCAACCCACUGCUUGAACCCUAACCUAAUCCCAGGACAAUUUACAAUGACCAAUUGACCGACUGUGGGAGGAAUCCAGGGCACGCAGAGGAAACCCUCACAUUCCGUGGGAGAUGUGUAAGCUCCUUACAGGGGAGACAGGGAUUGAACUUGGAACUCUGACACCCCGAACUGAAGUAGCAUCAUGCUGACUGUGACAAUACCGUGGUGUAAUCCCCUCAUUUUUGUAACGCUUAAUAAAUCGAUCGUAAACAAUUGUUUUUUCCCUCGUUCUUGACUUCCAAAGAAACUGGAUCGUAAAAACAUCAGGAUCCAACAGCAACUUCUUAUUACCUAGGAGAGACCUUGGUGAUAGGGGAAAAUGACGGUUAACUACGCCCUAUAUUUGGAGUGGAG